AUGGCGCCGAAGAACAAAGGCAAAGGCAAGGAUGCCGGGGACUCAAAAGACGCAGGUGGUGGUGGUAAGGGCAAGCUGAAGCCCGCCACAAGUAUCAAUGUGAGGCAUAUUCUCUGCGAGAAGCACAGUAAGAAGGAGGAGGCGCUGGAGAAGAUACGGAACGGAGCCAAGUUCGACGAAGUUGCAAGGGAGAUGAGUGAGGACAAGGCGAGGCAGGGCGGCUCAUUGGGCUGGAAAGUCCGCGGCAGCCUUAUGCUAGACUUCGAGAAGGUUGCGUACGACCUCGAACCGAGUACCACUGGUGCGCCAAAGAUUGGAGAGGUCAAGACGAGCGAAGGGUACCACAUCAUCAUGGUUGAGGGGAGGAAGUAA
Messenger RNA from Ascochyta rabiei, 372 nucleotides. RefSeq names its product Peptidylprolyl isomerase. The transcript is spliced from 2 exons. The record is from RefSeq and is a predicted model, not a curated record. Bases 1 to 372 code for a protein of 123 amino acids. Lineage: Eukaryota; Fungi; Ascomycota; Dothideomycetes; Pleosporales; Didymellaceae. Gene Ontology annotation, biological process: rRNA processing. Gene Ontology annotation, molecular function: peptidyl-prolyl cis-trans isomerase activity; DNA binding.